AUGUCCCAGCCCAAGGCCCAACCAGUGGCUGCAGUUAUCCAACAAAUUGAUUUUCCGGCACCGUCGACGACAGACAGAGAGAUGGCUGCGACUGGAAGCUGUAGAACCACCACUUUCUUCCUCCUCUCCGCCCCAAAACCACCCCCUCCGCCGCACAAAUUCUCCCCAUCACCAAAGCAUUUUCACCUCUGUUCUCACAGUCAAUUUCCUCUCUCCGCAUCAGCCAACCCCAAAUUUUUACUUGAAAUGACUUUUGGAAAAUUCUCUCUCGGCAGUGAAAAUAAACAGAGCUCUAUGGAGAAAAAUAACAAUAGCAACGAGCAAAACCAGGUAAAGGAUGAUGGAGCUUCAAAUAUGAGACAAGGGACGCAUGAAUUAGCUUCAACAUCGACACAAAGGUCGCGUUUUCCACCAGGCUACCGUUUCAUGCCCACCGACCAUGAACUCAUCGUUGACUACUUGAUGAAGAAAGUCAACAAUGACCCAAUUCCAGUUGAUGAGAUGAGUGAAGUUGAACUUUACCUCUGGUCUCCUGAGUCCCUCGCUGAGAGAUACCCUCAACUUGGGGACAAAGAAUGGUACUUCUUCACUCCGCGUGACCGUAAGUAUCCUAACGGGAGCAGGCCGAGUCGGUCAGUCAAAGAAGGAGGCUAUUGGAAGGCUACGGGUGCCGACAGAACAAUUUUCUCAGGUCGUGGCGAAAUAAUCGGAAGGAAAAAGGCUCUUGUUUUCUACAUGGGAAAUCCAAAGCCCGGAGAAGGAAAAAAAACCAAUUGGAUCAUGCAUGAGUACAAGCUCAACACUCCUUCCAAGAGCCCCAAUUGUAAUGAUAUGAGGUUAGAUGAUUGGGUCCUAUGCCGGAUCUACAAAAAGCCGGAAAGGUCGAAUAAAAAGCAAAGGGAUGUCGAUGACAGUGUUCCUGACGAUGAGGAGUCCAGCAUGCUGGAGUCCCCAUUGUUAGGCGAUAACAGUGAAUUGGAAGACGACAACAAAGGCAAUAUUGUGAUCAUGGAAGAUGACAACAAAGGCAUUGUGGUGAUGGAGCAAAUGGCCGAACAGAGUCCGAUGAUCACGAGCAACGAUAAUGGCAUUAGAGAUGUGAAUGUUUACCACCAAAACCAGUUGUUGUCGGACAACAGUUACCAGUUGUCGACUAACCGUUACAGCAUGAACUUCCCAUACGUAGCCGACCAUUUUGGUAAUAAUAUUGAACAUUAUUAUAAUCAUGGGAUGUUGCAUAAUCAUAAUCCUUACUUUGUGAGCAGACAACCACCUAUAUUGGGCUUCUAUCACCAUAAUCCAUUGGGAUUCGUGUGGCCGCAUGAGAGUAGUAGCUAUGUUCCACUACAACAUAACUUGGAUAUUAGCGACAUGGAAUUUGUUGAUCAAUGUUUAAGGACCAACGAGGGUGAUGAGGCUCCUAAUGGUGGAGACAGCCAAAAUCCCGAUUGCACGCCCCUCCAGUAA
Molecule: messenger RNA, 1467 nt
Organism: Striga asiatica
Lineage: Eukaryota; Viridiplantae; Streptophyta; Magnoliopsida; Lamiales; Orobanchaceae
Source: the annotation of a GenBank genome assembly